AAGUGACGGCCGAGAAUUGGCCAAGAUGGAGAGCAAGAUUUGGGACCCUGAGAACCCGCUGGAGGACAGACAGAUCGACCAGUUUAUGGUCAUAGCAAGGUCUGUUGGAACAUUUGCCCGUGCGCUGGACUGCAGCAGCUCAGUUCGGCAGCCCAGCCUCCACAUGAGUGCUGCAGCAGCCUCCAGGGACAUUACACUGUUCCACGCAAUGAACACUCUUCACAAAACCCAGUACGACGCCACAAAAGCCAUCACCAGCCUGGUGCCCCAGGGCGGCCCUGUGCUGUGUCGAGAUGAGAUGGAGGAGUGGUCAGCCUCAGAAGCCAACUUGUUCGAGGAGGCACUAGAAAAAUAUGGAAAAGAUUUCAACGACAUAAGACAAGACUUCCUACCAUGGAAGUCACUUAACAGUAUUAUAGAGUACUAUUACAUGUGGAAAACCACAGACCGAUAUGUGCAACAGAAACGUUUGAAGGCUGCUGAAGCUGAGAGCAAACUGAAGCAAGUCUACAUUCCCAACUACAACAAGCCCAACCCCAAUCAGAUCACUAACAAGCCUGGCACACCGAACUCCCUCAUGAACGGACAGGGAGAGAAACCAACCAGGGCCUGUGAAGGCUGCUAUGCCACCAACUCCCACCAGUGGUACUCCUGGGGACCUCCCAACAUGCAAUGCCGUCUCUGCUCCGUCUGCUGGAGCUACUGGAAGAAGAUGGGCGGCCUCAAGAUGCCAACCCGGCUAGGUGAGAAGCUAGGUGAGGCAGAGGGAGCAAAUGAUUUUGAGCGACUGGCUGGCCACAUGCCCAUGCACAGACCCUUUAGAUGUACCAUUAGGGACUGUGGCAAGGAGUUUAAGCUGAAGGCACACCUUGCCCGUCACUGUGCCACGGCCCAUGGACUAACAAUACGACAGUCCAACAGUCCCAAGUUCACCGUCAAGACCAGACAGGCCUUCUUCCUUUGUGCAACGCCCCUGACACGACUCUCACGCCGGCUGUGCAAGGAUAUUCUCAAGCCUCGACAUGCAGCAAGGGUGCCCUUCGACCCUGUCAAUAUUGCCUCUAUCAAGAUAGAAUGCCAAACCCGGAUGCCGGAAGAUCCACAGAAGGUCCUGAAGAAGCGGAAGCGCACUCGGCCUGACCUGAGUAAAAUCCUGGGGAAGCUUGGGAUUGAUGUGGAGGCUGAUUCCCCUGAAUGGAUGAACGGCUGCUCCAUCCCACCAGAGCCGGUACUGGGCAAGCCGCCACGAACCAUCGCAAGCUGUACUGAUAGGAAGGAGUACAAGUCCAUGUUCCCAGACCACCCUGUCAGGGAACCCAAACCUAACGCCGAGCGACAUACAGGUGGUGAUGAGAAGGCGGGGAGUGUCCCCUCCAACCCCACCACCAUCCUCAACAACGUGUCUCCCCCCAUCAUGAAGAAGCGCCCCUACGACCAGAUGAACGGGAUGGAUGGUCCUGCAGCCAAGAGGUCCUUGCCUAUGGGAGGCCCAAAUGACAUGCCAAUGAAGAAAGGCGACCAGCCGGCCGUACGGCAGACUGCCAUGUUACCAGGGAUGUUCAGUAACAGUGCCGUCCCUCGCACCAAUCAGGUGCUGAACGCCCCUGGCACCAGACCCCCUGGGGUCCCAGGGAUGACCAAUCACAAUGGCAGCAACAGGCAGUUCGCCAAGACCCUGGCCAUCAACAGGCCCGUCAAGAGACGGCGCAUCAACUGGAUUGAUGCGCCUGAUGACGUUUUCUUUGUGGCCACAGAGGAAACCAGGAAGCUCCGUCGGCAGCUGGUUCCAGCUGAGCAGCGCCGUGCUGCCCGAUCCCCCUGCAGGAAGGUUCACCUCCCCAACAAGCCCAAGUCAGCUGCCGUCCCCAGUGAACCAGAACCCAUCGUUAUUGAGGACUAACUUCAGUGGUCCAGCCAUAACUAACAUUUCUCAUCGAUGUACUGUAUGGACCCAAGCAUAUUAUGGAGUGCCAUGGUGCCACAUAGCAGGAUUUUGAAGAAUUCAAGCAGAGUCAUUUGUACUAGUCAUCUCCAUUCCCUAACUUUCAAAAACAAAGUCAAGUGACAGACUCAUCUUAUUCAGGUCCAUCAACUAGUAUAAACUGUGUUGGGUCAUGCUUUACCAAGAUGUUAGUAUCAAGUUUGAAUAUGAAGAGCUGAAUUUGAAAAUGUUCACUUGUAGUGGUCAACAGAUGUAUAGGAUGUUUGAUAUGCCACGGUUACACACGUACACACUAAUCUUUCCUACUGGCAUAUGGAACUCUAGAACUUUUAUUCCCCUCUUUGUGAAUACUGUGACUGUUCUUGUACAACAGCAAAUAUAGUGGGAGAACCAAGUCAGCACUCUGUGGAUGGAAAAAGGGUUGGGGUUUGUUUGGCCAAACAUGAGGGUGUAGAGAAUUGAAUGAGUACAAAAUGGUGAUACCCUAACUUGGGUGUCAGAUGUCACUUUCCCCCCACUUCAGUCUCCCUCACAGUCUCCAUUCUAGACUGUGGCGAAUGUACAUGUACUUCGCUCAAAGGACAUAGCAUGUAUAAAAGCACUCUGUAAAAGAAGUACAUUUUUGUGGAGGCUGUGCAGGAGAUACUGGGGCAUGUGUGUACCUUCCUGCUGUGAAUGAUGGGAUCUAGUGUAGAGUUUAAUGUUCUGGCCAUCGACAGGGUCUGCCUUCCAGACUAAAGUACAACACGACUUUUACACAGAUGACUGGAGGGAUGUGGUAUCACUGUAAGACCUGAAUAGAACGGGUCUGUAUACUAGAUGUAGAACUACUCUUUGAAUAUGGUAUAUUUAUUCUUUGUUCUAGUCCACCCGUGUCAUCAGGUUAUUGUUUGGCUGUUGCCAACUAUUGUAGGUCCUGUGAUGCUCCUAUUGUGAAGCAGUUUUGUAUGUAUGAACUUGUUUCUGUGAAUAGUACCAAUGAGUCUUUGUACAAGACGUAUUUUCCAACACCUGACGUUUUAUAGAGAUGACAGCGACUGGCUUUGCCUGAUGUAGUGCGUCGUAUGUUAUCCUUGUAGUCAUUCCCUUCUCAAAGGAUGUCCUCACAACUUACAACUUCUGGAUGUGUCAGAUUGGUCCAUAAGCUUUUAACACUCCUGUAAGUGAAAAUCCAUUUGCAACAUGUUUUCUAUGACAAAAAUGCAGUGCUUGAGAAAUAGCAGGAAAAUCUUGCUGCUCCCCAGGCCUCUGGUAGAAUUUGUUGCUUGAAGACAUUUGGUAAUAUCCUAGAACUUGCUUAUGUAUGAACAGAUAACGUUCAGUUUCAGAAUCAAGACCAUCAGAAAUAUGUGUUAUGGAAGAAGCAAAAAAAAUGAGGGGCUUUCCCCGGAUCAUUCUCAGUUCUGUGUUGAUGGGUGUUACAGAACGUACUUGUUUCCCAAGAUGAUACCUUUCACACAACAGGCACUGAGAUUGCAUAUUUGUAUAAUGAAGAAUGUCACUCUGAAACUGUGCAUAUUUUCAUAACUUUGCUGUAGUAUAAGUUGGGACAUUGCUUGUUUAGGCAUUGUUUGAUAUAUGUUGCUAGUACUCGUAUUCAUCACUAAUUAUAGAGCUUCUGUAUUUUUCCAAUGAUUUAGGAAUAAGCAUAUAAAUAGACAGUAUCACAUCAGUUUUUAUCUUCUUGGAGGCAAUUGAUAGCAUCUAAUUUAUUGAGACCAUGGAGUAGAGUAACUGGAUAUGAGGACUGUAAGCAGUGAGAGACCAAUUGUAUUGUGCCUGCCAUUUGUUGUUCUGUGUUAGAUCCUAGGAAAGCUGCUCCUGUGGCUGCCCCAGAGGGGUGCCACUCUUUUUGUAAGUUGCAUGAUCUUAUUGUAGCUUUUCAUGAGCUUUUGCAGCACAGAGAACAGGUAAACCUGUAGUUGCCAUUUAUCCAGAGAUUUGGGGAAGACUUGUAAGUCAUCUGUAAGUUUGUGGUUCCAACUUUUGACAGCUUGUAACCUUCCAGUUUGUCCUUGCCAAGGGGAGUUGGAACAGAAAUGACAUUUGUUGUCAGGAAUGGACUACAGGUCUCUGACUGUCGCAGGUAUGAGUUGGAUUCCAGACUCAGGUGCAGACAUUUGGAAUCAGAAGAGAGCUCAUGACAAAGUACCAGUGCUUUGCCACUCAGUUUUUACAGUAACAUGAAUUAGCUUAGGGCACUCACCAGUAAGUCCAACUUGGUCUGUGAUAAUACAGGUAGCUUCAUGCAAUGUUUGCCAGGGUCUUCCGACUAGGAAAGCACUUUCCUUUGAAGGUGGUUAUGGAAUUCUGGGAUCAGCAAAAAUCUACUGAAAGUUUGUUGAACUUUUAAAGAGAUGUGCUGUACAAUAUUUUGCCAAGCUUUGGUCUUCCCAUUUCAAAGCUAAUGUGUCAAAUGAGAAGAAGAAAAAAGACAUUGAUGAAAAAGUAAAAACAUUUCACUGACAGGUCAUGCCUAUCUGAUGCAUGCAGAUGGACAGAAUCCCAUAACUGCUGGUCAUCACUGACAUUCUCACGUCUUGCUGUAGCUGACUUGUCAUGCAGACAUUUUGGUAGCAAAUUACAACGUGACUGUUCAAUAAAAUAACUUGAAGUAUCCAA
This is a messenger RNA of Branchiostoma belcheri (Belcher's lancelet), 4564 nucleotides long. RefSeq names its product metastasis-associated protein MTA1-like. NCBI's taxonomy places the organism in Eukaryota, Metazoa, Chordata, Leptocardii, Amphioxiformes, Branchiostomatidae. Bases 26 to 1900 code for a protein of 624 amino acids. The transcript has 15 exons. Gene Ontology annotation, biological process: negative regulation of transcription by RNA polymerase II. Gene Ontology annotation, molecular function: transcription corepressor activity; histone deacetylase binding; transcription coactivator activity. Gene Ontology annotation, cellular component: NuRD complex; nucleoplasm. The record is from RefSeq and is a predicted model, not a curated record.